UACAAUUUUAUUGCAUCUCAAGUAGGUUGUUGGCUCUCGAUCUUGGCCAUUGAUUUCAAGGUAUAGAGCAUCUGUAAGAACACAGUCGCCGAAGGUGGAGAUGAUUGAUGCUUUAUUCAAGCCUUUGGCUGACGGGGUUGAUGAUGGUAUCAUGCGAGAACUGCUCUUAGACUUCUACCAGUCAAGCAGUGGACGCAAGCCGACUCAGAUAAUUGUUUUCCGGGAUGGAGUGAGCGAGUCGCAGUUCAAUCAAGUUUUAAACAUCAAACUGGAGCAAAUUGUCAAGGCCUAUCGGAAUUUGGGGAGGCCAAUAUUCCAAAAUUCACUGUUAUCGUGGCGCAGGAGAAUCACCACACAACUUUUUCAAACCUGA
Messenger RNA from Rhodamnia argentea, 373 nucleotides. RefSeq names its product protein argonaute 16-like. Gene Ontology annotation, biological process: regulatory ncRNA-mediated post-transcriptional gene silencing. Gene Ontology annotation, cellular component: cytoplasm. Bases 101 to 373 code for a protein of 90 amino acids. Gene Ontology annotation, molecular function: nucleic acid binding. The record is from RefSeq and is a predicted model, not a curated record. The transcript is spliced from 5 exons. Lineage: Eukaryota; Viridiplantae; Streptophyta; Magnoliopsida; Myrtales; Myrtaceae.